This is a messenger RNA of Gekko japonicus, 10931 nucleotides long. It is a transcript of the gene VPS13C, whose product is annotated as vacuolar protein sorting 13 homolog C (S. cerevisiae). Gene Ontology annotation, biological process: mitochondrion organization; protein targeting to vacuole; protein retention in Golgi apparatus. The transcript is spliced from 80 exons. The record is from RefSeq and is a predicted model, not a curated record. The coding region runs from base 1 to 10632 and encodes 3543 amino acids. Gene Ontology annotation, cellular component: extrinsic component of membrane. NCBI's taxonomy places the organism in Eukaryota, Metazoa, Chordata, Lepidosauria, Squamata, Gekkonidae.
AUGCGAACCGCGCGCCGGAUGGGCCUGCCGAUCACAGCCGACGCCGAAGACCACAAGAAGGAGGAGGAGAGGAGCCAGAAACCGAAAGACGAGCCGACAAUAAGCCGAACCGGGAAAGAAGAACAGGAAGUACCAUAUCAGAACGUGGACAAAGAAGAGCUUCACAUGAUCGAGCAACCUCGGUUGUUUAAACAGUCGUCCACGAUCAGUGUCAGAACUCGGAAGGAUAUGAAAAAUGAUGACGGGCAUAUUACGACGGGAAAUGUUGCACUGGACAAUUUACAGAUCAAGGAGAACGCACUGAGUGAACUGGAUCUACCUUUCAGAGUAAAGGCUGGACAAAUCGAUAAGCUGACCUUGAAGAUUCCCUGGAAGAAUUUGUAUGGAGAAGCCGUAGUUGCAACUCUAGAAGGCUUGUAUCUUCUGGUUGUCCCUGGGGCAAGCAUUAAAUAUGAUGCAGAAAAAGAGGAAAAGUAUCUGCAGGCUAGUAAGCAAAAGGAUCUGGCAAGAAUCGAAGACGCCCUGCAGAAAGCAGCAGAGAAAGACAAACCAAAGGAAGAGAAGAAAGACACUUUUCUGGAAAAACUUGCCACGCAGGUCAUCAAAAACGUCCAAGUCAAAAUCACGGGAAUCCAUAUCAAGUACGAGGAUGAUAUCACAGACCCCUGCCGACCCCUUUCUUUUGGAAUGACUCUGGGCGAGCUGAGCUUGCUGACCGCUAAUGAAAACUGGGCUCCUUGCAUUCUAAACGAGGCUGCAAAAAUCAUAUAUAAGUUGUUACGUCUCGACUCCCUCAGUUUCUACUGGAAUGUGGACAGUGAACUGUAUUAUCGUUCUUCCCGGGAACAAAUACUGGAGCAGCUGAAAAGAGGAGUCCCUUCGGUCAGCCAAGAACCUCGAAACUAUCAGUACAGUAAGUGUGCGUACCUUAGUAUAAUCGAUUUUCUGGAGUCCGUUGAUUAUAUGGUACGGAACGCCCCUUACCGAAAGUACAGACCGGAUUUGCCGCUGCACAAGAAUGCUAGAAAAUGGUGGAACUAUGCAAUAAAUAGUAUUCUUGAGGUCCAUAUCAGGAGGUGUGCCCACAUGUGGUCGUGGAGUAACAUAAGGCAACAUAGGCAACUUCUGAAAUGUUACAAAAAUGUUUAUAAAAACAAGCUGACUCAGGCAAAAGUGUCAGAAGAAACACAGAAGCAAAUGCAGGAUUUAGAAAAAAAUCUAGACGUCUUCAAUAUCGUUUUAGCACGGCAGCAAGCACAAGUCGAGGUUAUAAGGUCGGGACAAAAGUUACUGAGGAAGAAGUCCACUGAUGCAGAGAAAAAAGGAGGCGGUUGGUUUAGUGGACUGUGGGGCAAGAAGGAGUCUAAGAAAAAAGAAGACGAAGAAGAGCUGUCCGUUCCUGAAACGAUCGAUGACCUCAUGACGCCAGAAGAGAAGACGAAGCUUUUCACUGCCAUUGGCUAUAGUGACAGUUCUCAUAAUCUUGCGUUGCCCAAGAAGUAUGUUGCCCGUGUGAUGUCUCUGAAGCUGUUAAGUACUUCCUUCACGAUUAAAGAAGACAGAAAUACUCCAGACACUCUUAAGAUCCAGAUUAUUGAUUUAAGCACUAAAAUAUCACAGAGGCCAGGAGCACAAGCCCUUAAGGUAGAAGCGAAGUUGGAACACUGGUACGUGACAGGCCUGAGGCAGCAGAAAGUGGUGCCUUCUCUCGUUGCUUCGAUUGGGGAUGCCGGAUCGUCUCUGCUCAGAAUAGAGUUCGAAACAAACCCAGAAGACAGCGCAGCUGACCAGAGUGUUGUAGUGGAGUCGCAGCCUGUGGAAAUAAUAUAUGACGCGAGAACAAUCAACGCAAUGGUCGAAUUCUUCCAGACAAGCAGAGGCAUGGAUCUGGAACGCCUGACCACAGCCACGCUAUCGAAGCUGGAGGAAAUUAAAGAGAAGACGGCUACAGGGCUUACGCACAUCAUUGAAACUCGAAAAGUUCUCGACCUGAGGGUUAACCUUAAACCUUCUUACCUUCUGGUUCCGCAGACGGGCUUCCACCACGAAAAGUCAGAUUUUCUUAUUCUGGACUUUGGAGAAGACUGGAAGAAGGCUCGGUUUGAGCAUCCGUCCACCCUGCACGUGCUGCAGCCCAUGGACAUGCGCAUACAGCUUGCCAAGGCGAUGGUGGAGAAGGAUAUCAGGAUGGCAAAGUUCAAAGUAUCGGGAGAGCUUCCUUUGGUUCACCUGAGAAUUUCUGACCAGAAGAUCAAGGGCGUGUUUGAACUCAUUGACAGCAUUCCCCUUCCGCAGAAGGCGGCCGUUUCAGCUCCAAGUACAAAAGCCCCUGCCAUCCCUGCCAUCGCUGAUAAAAGAAAUGGCUUUCUUGGCACAUCGCUGUUGUUGGAAGGGGUAGAAUCAGAAUCUGAGGAGGAGUACUUCGACGCCACCGAGGGCUCCAAAUCUCCGGAAAAGAGUCCUGCUAAACGAAGAGCAAUAAAGACCGAAGCGGAGACCGUUCAGGAGGAGCUCACAGACCUUCAGCUGAAGUUCGAGAUCAGGGAGGUGAUUUUGGAACUCACCAAGCAACUGCAGAGAGAGGAGACCAUAGUUAUGUUUAACGUAAAGCAGCUCGGAACAGAAGCGACUGUCAGGACCUACGACUUGAAAGCCGUGUCCUAUUUGAAGAAGAUCAGCCUGGAUUACCAUGACAUUCAAGGUAAAAGGCAGCCUCUCCAUCUGAUCAGUUCUUCGGAUAAACCUGGAUUAGAUCUCUUAAAAGUGGAAUACAUCAAAGCCAAUAAACAUGGUCCAAAAUUCCAUACGGAUUUUGACAACACCGAACAAACCGUUCAGGUGGCUUUCUCCUCCUUAAACCUUCUGCUGCACACGCAGGCCCUCCUCUCAACGAUAAACUUUCUCAUGGCUGUCAUUCCUUCAAGUGGCUUAGGAGCUGCCGAUGCAGGGCUGCCACCAGCACAGGAAGAAAAAGAGCACACGGAUGCUGGCUCGAAGAAAGUAUCCUUUGGUAAUGCUUUUGGCUUGAAUAAAGACAAGGACGUGUUUGACUUCAAGCUGUUUGCCAAGUUGGACGCCUUCUAUUUGAAUGUUUGUGACGAGAAGAGCAAUAUUGCUGAAAUAAAAAUUCAAGGUCUUGACUCAUCUCUAUUUCUUCAGUCCAGCCAAACUACCCUGUUUGCGCGGCUGAAAGAUAUAAUUGUUACAGAUGUUGAUUCAAGGACAAUUCAUAAAAAGGCUGUUUCCAUAGUUGGUGAUGAAGUCUUCAGCUUCAACUUGGCACUGUACCCAAAUGCUACGGAGGGAGACGCUUACACAGACAUGUCCAAGGUGGAUGGGACAGUGUCUCUCAAAGUGGGCUGUAUUCAGAUUGUGUAUCUGCACAAGUUCCUUAUGGCACUUCUGAACUUCCUGAGCAACUUCCAGGUGGCCAAAGAGGCCUUGAGCGCCGCUACCGUCCAAGCGGCGGAAAAAGCAGCCACGAGCGUGAGGGACUUGGCCCAGAGGAGCUUCCGACUCUCCAUGGACAUCCACCUGAAGGCUCCUGUCAUCCUCAUCCCGCAGUCUUCAGUGUCUCACAACGCUGUCGUCGUCGACCUGGGGCUGAUCAGGGUCCAGAACAAGUUCAGCUUGGUUUCGGCCGAGGGCUGUUUGCUCCCGCCGGUGAUGGACAGAAUGGAUGUGCAGCUGACAAAGCUGAAGAUGGCCAGGACUUGCUUGCAGCCAGGCUUUUCCCAGCCUGACAUCCAAAUCCUGCAUCCGAUUAACCUGAACCUUUCUGUGAACCGCAACCUGGCUGGAACAUGGUAUCACAAAAUACCCAUGAUGGAAAUCAAAGGAUAUCUAGAUAAGAUGAAUAUUAUCCUAAGUCAAGAGGAUUUGAAUGUUCUGCUUAAGGUACUGACAGAAAACCUUGCUGAAGCAAACAAAAACGUAAGCGAGGUGAAACCAAGGACACCGAGUGAAGGCAGUUUGAAAGAAUCACCGGUAUCACUGGGCAUUCACAAAGAGACCCCAUCGGGAAGUAAAUUGUUGGCCACAUCGAAAGAAGCUUUGCAGGAAGAUAUUACCAGCGUGCUGCUUAACUUUGAAAUCAAAGAGGUUGUAGUACAACUAACAAAGCAGGUGGAAAAGAAGAGUGUCCCUAUGCAUACUUUAGCAGUGUCGCAGCUGGGAACCGAAGGCAGAAUUAGAACGCAUGACAUGUCUGCUACAGCGUACCUAAAGAAAAUCACCAUGAAGUGCCUUGAAUUUAAAGACUCCAAAGGAGAUCCACUGAAUAUUCUUAAUUCUUCUGCUGAAGCUGAUGAGCAUCUUCUAAAGAUGGAAUAUAUAAAGGCUGAUGAAGAUGGGCCACACUUUGCAACAGUUUACAAAAGUACAAAGCAAGCGCUAGACGUGUCCUUUUCGUCUUUAGAUCUCCUCCUGCACACGGAGGCCUUGCUUUCCAUCAUGAAUUUCGUCACGUACAGUGUGGCGUCCAGCAGUCCUACAUCCGCCGAGAAGGAAGCAGAAGCAAAGCUGCCGUCCGAGGAGCCCAAAACAGCUGCUGCCAAACCAGCUCCCUCUGCCGUGGUCCACGACAAUGUGUGCGACUUGAAGCUCACUGCCAAGCUGAACGCCUUCAACGUUUUGGUCUGCGACCAGAAGACCGAUACUGCCGAUAUACGAAUACAAGGUAUGGAGGCAUCUGUUUCUGCCAAGACCAAGGAGACUAACAUUUUUGCCCGGCUUCGGGACUUCAUAGUGACAAACGUCGAUCCGAAGACAGUUCAUAAAAAGACCGUCUCCAUAGUGGGAGACGAAGUCUUUCGGUUUGCCAUGUCCCUUUAUCCCGAUGCCACCGAGGGAGAAGCUUACACGGAUAUGUCCAGAGUAGACGGUAAGAUGUCGCUGAAGGUGGGCUGCAUUCAGAUCGUCUACCUGCACAACUUCUUCAUGUCGCUGCUGAACUUCCUGAACCACUUCCAAGCCGCGAAAGAAGCCCUGAGCGCAGCCACGGCCCAGGCGGCAGAAAAGGCCGCGUCCAGCAUGAAGGACUUUGCCCAGAAGAGCUUCCGCCUCUCCAUGGACAUCAACCUGAAAGCGCCGGUGAUCAUUGUCCCUCAGUCGUCCGUCUCGCACAAUGUCUUGGUGGCGGAUCUCGGCUUGAUCACGGUGAAGAAUGAAUUUAAGCUGGUCUCCGGGGGAGAAUCUGCUCUCCCCCCAGUGAUUGACAAGUUGGAUGUACAGCUCACUCACUUGAAGCUCUCCAGGACGAUAGCAGCCAGUGGUUCCCAGCCCGACGUUGAAAUUCUGCAGCCUGUAAACCUGCUGUUGUCAGUCCAGAGAAAUCUGGCAGCCGCUUGGUAUCCAGAGAUUCCGGGGGUUGCAGUCAAAGGAGAUUUGAAGAGUAUGCAGAUAGCUCUCAGUCAAGAUGACUUAACUCUGCUGAUGAAAAUCUUGCUGGAAAAUCUUGGGGAAGCUGCUGCACAAUCAAGAGUGACCCAUCCAGCCACACCGGCGAGCCCAAUGUUAAAAAGGGGCAAAAUCGAGGCUGAAGCUGGUGUUCGUGAAGGCUUCACAAACCUGGUUGUCAUCGAUAUUGUAGAGAAUGACAGAAAGCGACUCAAAGUCAAAAAAUCCACGCUUUCGCUCCACGAUAAUAGUUUGCGUCUCGGAGAACUCAGGCUGGACCUUAUGAAAUCAGCAGGGAAAAUGUUUUCGGAUGGCUCCAUGGAUGUUAACACGACGCUGAAAAAAUGUACCCUGGACGAUCUCAGAGAAGGGAUCCAGAGAGCUACAUCCAGGAUGAUAGAUAAGAAGGAUGACCAAAGCAAUAAUGUCAUGAUUAGAAUCGACUACAAGCAAGACAGAAGUGGGAGCAACGUUGUGGCCGUCCUGGACAAGCUUUACUUGUGCGCCAGCAUAGAGUUCCUACUGACAGUAGCGGAAUUCUUCCUCAACUCUGUGCCCGCGGACUCUCCCGAGGGGCCUGCCCAGAUCCAUUUGAAGCACCCGGUGCCUGGGAAGCUUCGGCCGGGAAAAGAUGGGACUCCGCGGUCGAGCAUGAAGAUAAAAGCAUGCGUCACGGACCCGGAAAUCGUGUUUGUCGCCAACCUGACCAAGGCCGACGCUCCUGCCUUAGCCGCUUCCUUCGAGUGUGACUUCUACCUGUCCGCGGGCCCCCAGACUCAGGACAUGUGUGCAGAAGUGAAGGCCCUCAGAGUGCUGGCUUGCCCGUUCCUCCGGAAGAAGGGAGAGAAGAACGUCACAACCGUCCUCCAGCCGUGUUCCCUGAAAGCCACAGUACACACUUCCGAAGAACAGAAAGUGUUUGUGAUAAUGGACGAAUUUAUCGUAAAGGUUUCGCCCAUCAUUCUCAAUACUGUUGUAACCAUUAUGGCUGCCAUGAAACCGAAGCCGAAGGAGGAGGAGUCCGCAAUCACAGCUUGUAACGUAGGGAACCUUUGGGACACGAGGUCUAUCGACCAGUGCCACUCGUGGUUUCUCGGUGUCGACGCAGCCACAGAAGUCACCGAAUCAUUCCAAGGAAGUGAGCAGGUUGUGAAACUGCAGCACCUUGAUUUCCAGGUGAAGUCCGUCCAGAUCACCUUGGAGUGUGGCUCGGGACAUCGUACCAUCCCCCUCCUGUUAGUGGAGUCCACGUUGGUAGGAAGGGCAAAGAACUGGUCUUCUCUUAUGACUGCCCGAGCUGACGUAACAUUGGAGGUUCACUACUACAACGAGAUUUAUGCAGUUUGGGAACCCCUGAUCGAGCGGGUUGAGAAGGGGAGUCGUCAGUGGAACUUAAAGUUUAAAAUGAAGACUCAUCCUGUGCACGAUAAAAGUCUGUUGCCGGGAGAUGACUUCAUUAUUCUUCCUGAGCCGCAAACGUCCAUCAGCAUCUCUUCGAAGGAUGUCAUGAACAUCACCCUGUCGAAGUGCUGCCUUGCUGUCUUAAACAACCUAGCCAAGGGGUUUUCAGAAGGAACAGCCUCCACGUACGACCAUUCUUUAAAAGACAGGGCUCCUUUUACCGUGAGAAAUGCCUUGGGCAUUCCCCUCAAAGUCCACACGAGCAGAAAUCUCCAGGUCAUGGGAUUGGCUUCGAGCAAAGAUGAUAUCUAUGAUGUAGGAGUCGGUCAGAAGUUGGGGCUGGAAUACGCCGCCCUGGAGCCCCUGCACCGAGGGAAGCUGUCGGUCUUCUAUCGCCAAGAGAGCUCCACGUUCACUUUGGCUCUCGUGCCUCAGGACUACACGGAAGUGGCAAAUAUCCCCAUAACGAAACCAGGGCGAAGGCUGCACAACGUCAGAAACCCUUUCCUCGACCAUUCCGACUCCGUUCUGGUACAGAUCGACGCAGAGGAAGGAAACAAAGUUGUCACUAUACGCUCCCCUCUGCAGAUCAAGAACCACUUCUCUGUCCCGUUCAUCAUUUACAAACUGGUGAAGAACGUUAAGCAGCUGGAGCCCAUCGGCAUAGCCAAACCCGACGAGGAGUUCCAUGUCCCGUUAGAUUCGUACAGGUGUCACCUGUUCGUGCAGCCGGCCGGGCACUUAAAGGGCCAGUACACUCCGUCCACUACCUACAUCGCGUGGAGAGAGGAGCUCCACAGGAGCACUGAAGUCAAAUGCAUGCUGCAGUGCCCGUCAACCGAAACCAACUUCCUCCCUUUAAUCCUGAACACGGCUGCGGUGCCCGACGAGCUGACUUUCAUCGCCACCCAUGGGGAGAACUGGGAUCCGGCCUACAUCAUCCAUCUGUAUCCGACGGUCACCAUGCGGAACCUCCUCCCCUACUCCUUACGAUACCUGCUGGAGAGGACAGCAGAGGCCCACGAGCUGCCGGAAGGGAGCACCGCCGACAUUCUCCAUUCACGAUUCAGCGGUGAAAUACUGGAGCUCGUCCUGGUAAAAUAUCAGGGCAAAGACUGGAACGGCCACAUCCGCCUCAAGGACGGUCUGCCAGAAUUCUUUCCCGUGUGCUUCACGUCGAACUCUGCAGAUACGACCACAGUGGACGUGCACAUUCAUAUCAGGAGAGUUGGCUGCCGGGUGGUCCUGUCGGUGUUCAGUCCUUACUGGCUCAUCAACAAGACGUCCCGUGUCCUCCAGUACCGGGCUGAAGACAUGCACGUGAAACACCCUGCAGAGUACAGGGAUAUCAUCUUGUUCUCCUUCAAGAAGAAAAAUAUUUUCAGUAAAAACAAGAUCCAGUUAAGCAUUUCAACCAGUACAUGGUCCAGUGGCUUCUCUCUAGAUACAGUAGGAAGUUAUGGCUGUGUGAAGUGCCCAGCGAACGCGAUGGAUUUUCUGGUCGGCGUUAGCAUCAAAAUGAGCAGUUUCAACCUGACCCGGAUAGUCACUUUGACUCCGUUCUACACCAUUGCCAACAAGUCUUCCUUUGAAUUGGAAGUAGGAGAGGUGGCCGCUGACGGAUCACUGCCUACGAAUAAGUGGACUUAUUUCUCAGCUUCAGAGUGCCUUCCGUUUUGGCCCGAAAACUUGUCCGGCAAGCUGUGCAUCAGAGUGAUCGGCUACGGGAGGGUGUCCAAGCCGUUCUUCUAUAACACACAGGACAACGGGACUUUGCUGAGCCUGGAGGAGCUGAACACAGGCAUUCUGGUCGACGUGAAUGUGUCGGAUCAUUCAACAGUUAUUAACUUCUCCGACUAUCACGAGGGGGAUGCUCCCGCUCUGAUCAUAAACCAUACACCCUGCGUUACCCUCAACUACCGGCAAAGUGGGUUACAGGAAGAGACGCAGCUAAAACCACGGGAGGUGAAGUUGUUUGCCUGGGCAGACCCCACCGGAACUAGGAAACUAACCUGGACAUAUGCACAAACAGUUGGCGAACAUGACCUUCUUAAGGACGAGUGCGGUCAGUUUCCUUACAACUCCAACACCCAGAUCCACUGGGUCUCUUUCCUGGAUGGGCGUCAGAGGGUGCUGCUUUUCACGGACGACGUUGCCUUAGUUUCCAAAGCGCGGCAAGCUGAGGAGAUGGAACAACCCGAUCAAGAAAUAACCGUGUCUCUUCAUAGCCUCGGGCUUUCCCUGGUCAACAAUGAAAAUAAACAAGAAAUCUCUUACAUAGGGAUUACCAGCUCAGGAGUGGUCUGGGAAUUCAAACCAAAGCAGAGGUGGAAGCCGUUUAACCAAAAACAGAUCAGCCUGUUGGAGCACGCGUAUGAGAAGCAUCUUUCUGGAGGAUAUGCAGAUCCUUCGGGUUGGCUUCGAGUAGACAAUAACCUGGAGGUAAACUUCAACAAGAUGCCAAUGGAAAUGCGCCUUCCUGCCAGGUGCAACAUCAAGCGAGAUUUCUUAUCCGGCAUCCAUAUUGAAUUCAAACAAUCCCCUCAUCAGCGGAGCUUACGGGCCCAGUUAUACUGGCUGCAGGUCGAUAACCAGUUGCCCGGCUCAAUGUUUCCUGUUGUCUUCCAUCCUGUCGCUCCUCCCAAAUCCAUAGCCUUGGAUUCAGAACCAAAACCGUUCAUCGACGUUAGCAUCAUCACUAGAUUCAACGAGUACAGUAAAGUGUUGCAGUUCAAAUAUUUCAUGGUUCUCAUCCAAGAGAUGGCGCUGAAAAUAGACCAAGGAUUUUUAGGAGCUGUGAUUGGAUUUGCCACUCCAUCUACAGACCCAGAAGCUGAGAGACAGAAGACAAAGUUGAUUCAAAAGGACAUAGAUGCUCUUAACACAGAGUUGAUGGAGUCAUCCAUGACGGACAUGUCCACCCUUAGCUUCUUCGAGCACUUCCAUAUUUCUCCCGUGAAGCUACAUCUGAGCCUUUCUUUGGGCGCUGGAGGAGAAGAAUCCGACAAAGGCAAAGAGGAGAUCGCCAUACAUUCUGUUAACCUGCUGCUGAAGAGCAUUGGGGCCACUCUGACAGAUGUGGAUGACCUUAUAUUCAAGCUGGCCUUCUUCGAAAUCAAGUACCAGUUUUACAGAAGGGAUCAGUUGAUGUGGAAAGUCAUCACACACUAUAGUGAACAAUUCUUGAAGCAGAUGUACGUGUUGGUGCUGGGCUUGGACGUCCUGGGAAAUCCCUUUGGCUUAAUCAGAGGCUUGUCGGAGGGCGUGGAGGCUUUCUUCUAUGAGCCUUUCCAGGGGGCUGUCCAAGGACCCGAGGAGUUUGCCGAGGGCUUUGUGAUCGGAGUCCGAAGUCUGCUGGGUCACACCGUGGGUGGAGCGGCAGGCAUGGUGUCUCGGAUCACCGGCUCAGUCGGAAAGGGCCUGGCCGCCAUCACCAUGGACAAGGAGUACCAGCAGAAGAGGAGAGAGGAGAUGGGCCGUCAGCCCAAGGACUUCGGGGACAGCCUCGCCAAAGGAGGGAAAGGCUUUCUGAGAGGCGUUGUCGGGGGAGUAACUGGGAUCGUCACAAAGCCCAUGGAAGGUGCCAAAAAGGAAGGCGCGGCUGGCUUCUUCAAGGGCAUCGGGAAGGGCCUGGUCGGCGUGGUGGCACGCCCCACCGGGGGCAUCAUCGACAUGGCCAGCAGCACAUUCCAAGGGAUCCAGAGGGUGGCAGAGUCUACGGAAGAAGUGACACCACUCCGGCCCCCUCGCCUGAUUCGCGAAGACGGCAUCAUCAGGCCCUACGACAGAGGAGAAGCCGAGGGGUACGAUUUAUUUGAGCAAGAACUGGAUUAGGAGUCUGCCGCUUCUGUCCUCUUUUCCCGAUUGUGUUUCAGCACCUUGAUCUGCUAUGGUUUCUCUCCCCCCACCCGCUCCUUAGCAUUAAGGGCAUGGUUUCAUUAGUCCAUUUCAUUCAGUGUCUUCCCCCAGAGCCUUUAGCUGUCACUGAUACAGAGUUCAAAAUUGCCUGUCUUCUAUAAUACUAUAUAAAAGCCAAGGCGUGCUGGCGACGACUCACCUACUCCCCCAUUGGCCACUGGGGAAGCUGCCUUGGCGUCCUAUUGGCCUGUCCCACUGGCUGCUCCAUUCUUACA